GUACCAUUACAAUGUGGCGGACUCUCGCUUGCAACAGCAUGUUGAGAAGGGCAAUGAUGAUGGCUUGUACAUCAGCAGUGUGGCAUCGUGUCAGAAUCUCUGGGCUCUGAUCAUGGAUGCAGGGACGGGAUUCACUGCACAAGUGUAUGAAAUGUCACAUGUGUUCUUGCCCAAGGAGUGGAUUAUGGAGCAGUGGGAAAAGAACUAUUACAUCAGUGCAAUCGCGGGUGCCAACAAUGGAAGCUCCUUGGUGGUUAUGUCAAAGGCAUCUUCAGAAAGGAACAAAGAAGAAGUAGAAGAAUGGGAACUAAUCGGGUGAAGAGGCGAAGGGGGGGACUCGAUGAUCGGUCAAUAUGAGGCGAAGACCAUAUUUCAACAGUAUGUGAGUGUAUAUUACUAUCUUGCUGCGUACCGUUGAUGCGGAACGAUGGGCAUAUCUGUGAGAAAGUUUAUCUGAUUCAAAGCCGACCGAGUUGUCACGGUAUGUUGAAGCGCGUGAUUGACGUGUGAGACGAAGUAAUGAAGGGAUCUUGAAGACAUUGCACAAUAGUGGACACAUCGUGAAUGCACCACAGAUGAGCGGACGUUGAGGACAUGGAAGGAGAGCAGUUCCCCGACCAGAUGGAAGGCAAAGACGACGGGAAAUUGGAAUGCCAAGCCAUGCGAGGAAAAUCGUAGAGUUGACACUUUGUAGUGUGCAGCUUGUUCAUGUCCAUCCACUAACUGGGUCAGCUGAAGUGAUGAGAUGAGCACCGAAAGCUCACCCCUGGCGGCACAUCAUGUAGCGGGUACCUCAAUUCUUAGGGGAGGUGCUGCUCAUACCACCCCGUCUGGCGCUCAUUGCUGGUUUGCCUGCCGAAUGUCCGCUGCAGGUGUGAUUAGAGUUCGGCGGAAGUCCAGGGGUUCACAGCGUGUUUCUGUUGCUGCGGGGGGACAGGAAACUGGAGGAACGAAAGUCCUUCCGGCUGAGAUUGUAGGUUGUUCGGCCGGGGGCAGGAGAC
This is a messenger RNA of Chara braunii, 1001 nucleotides long. Lineage: Eukaryota; Viridiplantae; Streptophyta; Charophyceae; Charales; Characeae. The record is from the annotation of a GenBank genome assembly.